AAACCUGUAUAUAAAAGAAUUGAUAUUCCCUUCCCAUACCAAACCUAGUAUCAAAACACAUUAUACACACAACCCUUCUAAGCUCAUAUCUCCCACAGCGACUUUCCUUUUGGUUCACACAAGAAGAGAGCCAAAUAUGGAUCAAAAUGAGAAACAAAAGCUUCAAACUAGUAUCCAAUCCAACAAGUACCGCCAGUUCCUCAUGAAGACUAUGCAGUUUCUCUUAUCUGUCUCUGUUUUAUCGUUCCUUCUCUCUUACUCCUCGGCCAUCUCUCACUUCUUCCACUACUUCAGUUUUCGCUUCUCCACAUUGCUUUUCAGCCAGACAAUAGAGAGAAAGUAUAUUUUCCUUAUUUGCAAUGGAAUCGUUGCUGUUCUCGUGAAAAACUUGAGCUUCACCAGCUCUUCUCCUCCUGGUUCUGAUCUUCGCGACGUGUUUGCAAAGACUGAUCAAGAAGAUGGUAUGAAGCCAGUGUUAGAAAUGGAAGCUCCGGUUGAAGAUGAGGAAACAAAUGUCGCCUGCAUAGAAGAAGAACAAGAAAACGGAUCAUUGAAUAUAAAGCAAGAAGGAGAUAGUCGAGCUCUGAUCACAGUCACUGAUGAUGAAGAAGAAGAAGAAGAAGAAGAAGAAGAAGAAGAAGAUAGUGGGUCCUUGAUUCCUCCACUAUCAGCAGAAGAUGAAGGAAAUGAAGUGAAUGUGAGUACAGAAGAGUUGAACAGGAAAUUCGACGAGUUCAUAAGGAAGAUGAAGGAAGAAAUCAGAAUUGAAGCUCAGCAACAACUAAUCGCUGCAUAAUUCGCAUCUUGAUACAUUAACAAUGAGUUUGGUAUCAGUAUCUUUUUAGAUGGUUUAGAACUCUAAUGUAAUAGUGUUUUUCAGCUUUGUUAAUCCUUUCUUCAUGUAAAUGGGACUUGUUCUCUUCCCUCCCUUCCAGUUUUUAGAAUGAAAUUAUGAGCAAAAA
Molecule: messenger RNA, 962 nt
Organism: Camellia sinensis
Lineage: Eukaryota; Viridiplantae; Streptophyta; Magnoliopsida; Ericales; Theaceae
Source: RefSeq, a predicted model, not a curated record